Galdieria sulphuraria is the source of this 1401-nucleotide messenger RNA. Its product is annotated as arsenite efflux protein, ArsB family. NCBI's taxonomy places the organism in Eukaryota, Rhodophyta, Bangiophyceae, Galdieriales, Galdieriaceae. The transcript has a single exon. Gene Ontology annotation, molecular function: arsenite secondary active transmembrane transporter activity; antimonite secondary active transmembrane transporter activity. Gene Ontology annotation, biological process: arsenite transport. Bases 5 to 1378 code for a protein of 457 amino acids. Gene Ontology annotation, cellular component: membrane. The record is from RefSeq and is a predicted model, not a curated record.
AGUUAUGUUGGACAAGUUAUCCACAACAGUUGGAGAGUUUACGGGUGAUACGGAUUAUGUUGCUGCCUUAGUUAUUUUUCUUUGUACUUUAGUACUUGUAAUAUGGCAACCUGGAGGUCUUGGAAUAGGAUUCAGCUCUUUGGGUGGCGCCCUGGUAGCGUUGUUUACGGGUGUUAUUUCACCUACCAACAUUCCAACUGUUUUCUUUAUUGUUUGGGAUGCUACGCUAACUUUUGUUUCGUUGAUUAUUAUUUCACUCUUACUGGACGAAAGCGGCUUCUUCCACUGGGCAGCCAUUUUGCUUGCUCAGUUGGCAAAGGGGCAUACCUUGAUACUCUUUCCGCUUAUCAUCUUACUUGGAGCAGUGGUUUCAGCUUUCUUCGCCAAUGAUGGAACGGCUCUUAUUUUGACACCAAUUGUAGUAAAAAUGUUGCAGAGUCUUCAAUUUGAUAAGAAAGCCACGCGUGCUUGGGUAAUGUCAGUUGGUUUCAUCGCAGAUACUGCGAGUUUGCCACUUAUCAUCAGUAAUCUGGUGAAUAUCGUCAGUGCAUCGUACUUUUCUAUUAGUUUUCCCCGUUAUGCUUCAAUUAUGAUUCUAGUAGAUAUUGUCACUGUCUUGGCCUCCUUGUCUGUUUUGUCCAUUUACUUCUUUCGAUAUUUACCCCGCUAUUAUGAUAUUACCAUAUUGCCCAAAGCAUAUUCCACUGUAAGAGAUAAGAUAGUCUUUGCCUUGGUGUUUCCAGUCUUAUUGUUAAUUGUUAUUGCAGACUUUGUCACAACUCUUUAUGGUGUUCCUGUGGGUGCAAUCACAGCCUUGGGUGCAGUGAUAUUGUUUUUAGCUGCAUCAAGAUUUUAUCAAGGUGGACGUGGAAGAGUAAUCAACUUGAAAAAAGUUCUUUUUAAUGCGCCAUGGCAAAUUGUUUUGUUUAGUUUAGGAAUGUAUUUGGUCGUAUUUGGAUUAAGAAAUGCCGGUAUUACUUAUCAGAUAUCACGUUUAUUGAAUAAGUUUACACCGCAUGGUUUGGUAGUUACUAGUCUAGGAACAGGUUUCGUGUCGGCUAUCGUAUCGGCAAUUACAAAUAAUAUGCCGAGUGUUCUGUUGAUUGCGCUUUCUAUUCAUGAAACGAGAAGCUUUCAUGGAACACUCACCUAUCAGGCAAUGAUAUAUGGCAAUAUUAUCGGUUGUGACUUGGGGCCGAAAUUUACUCCUAUUGGAAGUUUAGCCACACUAUUGUGGUUGCAUGUUUUGUCAACUUAUGGAAUUUAUAUUAGUUGGUUGGAAUAUUGCCAGACGUAUAUAUUGUUGACUAUUCCUGUUCUGGUUGCAUCAACUUGUACGUUGGCUGGUUGGUUAAAAGUAGUCGGCAUAUCAGCCUAGUGAGAGACAUGAUUUUCAUAUUU